Lindgomyces ingoldianus is the source of this 1553-nucleotide messenger RNA. RefSeq lists its product as uncharacterized. Lineage: Eukaryota; Fungi; Ascomycota; Dothideomycetes; Pleosporales; Lindgomycetaceae. Bases 258 to 1400 code for a protein of 380 amino acids. Gene Ontology annotation, molecular function: 1-alkyl-2-acetylglycerophosphocholine esterase activity. The transcript has a single exon. The record is from RefSeq and is a predicted model, not a curated record.
CCACUUGAUAGCUACCUUACUCCUCAGUGAAUGUUCUACUAGUACGAUGCCAUUCGGACUGAUCCUUAUCAUCGCCCAACCGUACCUUGAGUCUCCUUCCUUGUUCCGAACCCCGUGUCAUCACAUUAGGACCUUCUUUCUGUGUGAAUGAGAAACAAAGCUCGUUAGUUGUUUGGCCCCUCUUUUCCAGUCGUCUCCUGCCUCUCACGCCCGGGUCUCGACGACACUGCAGUUGCAGCACAACGGCACUCGCAGAUAUGCGGUCUAUGCUUUCAAUUUUUCUCCUCUUGCUCGCCAACACGACUACAGGGUACCUGGUCCCAAACCCGCCUGGUAAAUACAAUGUCACAUUGACUACUGGGACCCUCAUCGACUACACCCGCAAUGACUCUUUUGCCGCGACUCCAACGCCUCGGGCAUUGAUGCUGUCGGUCUUUCAACCUGCGAAGUGCGCGUCCACUGUGCCUGUCUCAUACAUGCCUAACAAAACCGCCGAUUACCAGGGGCCAUUUUUCCAAAAGCUAUUCAACAUCUCCAUCAACCUCACGCCCCUCUUCCUAGAGGCUCGCCUACCGGUGUGUUUGGACACUCUCAGCGGCUGCUCACCCCUAGAUGACGGCCCUAUCCUGCUCUUCUCCCCUGGCUACAGCAUCCCUCGCCUCUAUUAUAGUGUCCUCGCCUCCGCCAUCGCCAGCGAGGGCUUCAUAGUCAUUACCAUCGACCACCCCGAAGACGCCAACAUCAUUACGUACCCUGAUGGCCACGUAGUCUACAACAACGGCCCGAGCAGCCCUACCCUGGACGAGUUCACCCGGUACGUGUACCCUCGUGCCGCCGACGCAUCCUUUAUUAUUGACCAGCUGAGCAACGCGACUGCCAUAGCCGAGCUGCUUCCCCAACGCGGGCCCCGACAGUUCCCGACGGACCGCAUCGCCAUGCUGGGACAUUCUCUGGGAGGCUCCUCCGCGGUCAUCGCCGCCGGCCAGGACCCCCGCCUUCGCGGCGCGAUCGAUUGGGACGGCACCCUCUUCGGCUCGCUUCCCCCGUCGGGACUGUCCCAGCCAGUGCUAUACAUGUCCGAGGCGAACGCUACUGACCCCAGCUGGCUGGCGGCGUGGCCGCAGCUAAAGGGUCCGAAGCUGUGGGUCACGAUUGCGAACACGACGCACGAGAGCUUCUCGGAUGCGCUCACGCUGUUUCAGGCGGCUGGGGAGAACACGGCGGCUUUCGCGGGUCUGCUGGGCACGAUUGCGCCGGCCGAGAUAGUGCGGAUCCUGGCGGCGUAUACGACCGCAUGGAUGAAUGGGGCGUUCGCAGGCAAGGUAGGAGGGCCGUUGUUGCAAGGGCAGGAGCCGGGAAGGUUUCCAGAGGUCUCAACCGUGAUGAAAAGCAACUUUUAAAAUGAUGCGAGGUAUCUCGCGAGAUAAGCACAACUUGCUAUCUUCAAUGGCCCGUGGGAAAGGUUGUUCAGGAACUCUCAGGCUUUGAGACAGUCCAUGUGCACCUUCGAUAUUCAGAGAAAUGUUAGCAUAUACAGGACGACUUUUGACCUA